This is a messenger RNA of Entrophospora sp. SA101, 1044 nucleotides long. Lineage: Eukaryota; Fungi; Glomeromycota; Glomeromycetes; Entrophosporales; Entrophosporaceae. The record is from the annotation of a GenBank genome assembly.
AUGGCAACUCCAAGCUCGUUACAAAAAAACGUUAACAAUAAUUGUGAUAAUGAUAAAGUUGUUUCAAAAAAUAAAUUUCUUAAAAUUGAUAUUCACACUCAUAUACUUCCUAAACAUUGGCCAGACCUAAAGAAAAAAUACGGUUAUGGUGGAUGGAUGCAAUUGGAUCAUUAUGAACAAGCAACCAGAAUGCUUCUUGAUGGAAAAAAUUUCCGUGAAGUUAAGUGUAAUUGUUGGUCUGCUGAUGAAAGAGUACGUGAUUGUAAUAAAACUGGAGUUGAUGUACAGGUUCUUUCUACAGUUCCUGUAAUGUUUUCAUAUUCAGCUAAACCACAACAUACCCUUGAUUUAGCAAGAUAUCUAAAUGAUCAUUUGCAAUCACCUGAAUUGGCCGCACAAGAAUUAAGAAGAUGUAUAAAUGAACUUGGGUUGGUUGGUAUACAAAUCGGUACUCAUAUUAAUGAUUGGAAUCUAGAUGCCCCCGAAUUGGAACCUAUAUGGGAAUCUUGUGAAGAACUUGAGGCUGCAAUUUUUGUUCAUCCAUGGGAUAUGGAAACUAAAGGAAGAAUGGAAAAAUAUUGGUUUCCUUGGCUCAUUGGAAUGCCUUGUGAAACAACCAUAUCAAUUUGUUCAUUGAUUUUUGGUGGUGUUCUUGAACGAUAUCCAAACCUUAAAUUUUCAUUUGCACAUGGUGGUGGUUCUUUUCCUGCAACAAUAGGACGUAUAGUUCAUGGUUUUAAUGUUAGACCAGAUUUAUGUGCCACAAAAAUAAAAAAAAGUCCACUUGAAUACCUUGGUCGUAUUCAAGUAGAUUCACUUGUUCAUGAUGAAGAUACACUUAAAUUUCUAAUUAAAAAGAUAGGGAUAAAUAAAAUAAUGCUUGGUAGUGAUUACCCUUUUCCACUUGGAGAACAUCAUCCUGGUAAAUUAAUUGAAAAUUGUGAAUGGUUAACUGAUGAAGAUAAAGAAAAGUUGUUAAGUGGAAAUGCAUUAAAAUUUCUAGGACUUGAAGGUAAAGAAGAAAUAUUUAGUGGUAGGAAUUAG